Messenger RNA from Penicillium cataractarum, 660 nucleotides. RefSeq names its product putative DnaJ chaperone (Caj1). NCBI's taxonomy places the organism in Eukaryota, Fungi, Ascomycota, Eurotiomycetes, Eurotiales, Aspergillaceae. Bases 1 to 660 code for a protein of 219 amino acids. The record is from RefSeq and is a predicted model, not a curated record. The transcript has 4 exons.
AUGCCUCAAACCCCAGAUUACUACAAGAUCCUCGGCGUGUCCAGCGAUGCGACCCAGCCGCAGAUUCGCAGCGCAUACAAAAGGCAAGUAGACCAAAAAGAAUCACUAAAAUCCCACCCCGAUCGAGUCCCCGCCGACUCCCCAGAACGACCAGCCCGAACGCAAAAGUUCCAAGAAAUCAACGACGCCUACUACACCCUCUCCGACCCGACCCGCCGCCGCGAAUACGACCAAACCCGCGCCUUCGAACAAGCCGAAGAAGAAGUUGACGAGGAAAUCCCCCAAGGCACCCACAGCUUCCCAUGGUCCGCCUUUGGCUUCGGCAGUCGUGAAGAGCGCGACUCCGAUCAAUUCGGGUCCGUCUUUGAGGAGAUGCUCCGCGAAGAAGGGCUCGCUGAGGAAGACGGUAACCGGCGCACUCGGCCCACGGGUCGGUUUUGGGCGAUCGUUGGCGGUGUUAGUGGGGGUGCUCUGGGCUUUAUCGUUGGUAAUGUUCCCGGUGCGUUGGCUGGUGCUGUUGCUGGGAAUCGGUUGGGUGCUGUUCGUGAUGCCAAGGGGAAAAGUGUCUAUGAGGUUUUCUUGGACCUUCCACAGCCGGAUCGGACGAGGCUCUUGAGUGAGUUGGCGGCUAAGGUGUUUCAGUCUACGAUGGGUCGGUAG